Messenger RNA from Penicillium bovifimosum, 2031 nucleotides. RefSeq names its product MATE family efflux transporter. The transcript has a single exon. NCBI's taxonomy places the organism in Eukaryota, Fungi, Ascomycota, Eurotiomycetes, Eurotiales, Aspergillaceae. Bases 1 to 2031 code for a protein of 676 amino acids. Gene Ontology annotation, biological process: xenobiotic detoxification by transmembrane export across the plasma membrane. The record is from RefSeq and is a predicted model, not a curated record. Gene Ontology annotation, cellular component: membrane. Gene Ontology annotation, molecular function: xenobiotic transmembrane transporter activity; antiporter activity.
AUGGGCCCCCGAAACAUCCGCACGGUGGAUUCCGCCGAGCAUCAAAGCUCAUUGAGCAGAUCCUUUGCAUCCAGCUCACCCAUUGCUGCCUCAGCAAUCGCACGGGAUCUGGCAGAAUACAGCGACGAGGAAGGAACCCCCACAUCUGAAGCUUCCGAUACCUCAACAGCCCGACCGGCAGCUAGUUAUACCAGCACCAACCCUCGCUCUUUAGCCGGCUCGUAUCGUCGGCCCGGGUAUUUUACCUCUGUCAGUCAUGCAACUGUAAUUCCCUGGACCGGGGAACAGCAGGCUCUCUCACAAAGCGAGCGCGACCAAGCAAUUGAGGAGGAACGGCAUCUGUUGAGUGAUAACCAUGUUAUCCCACCGGAACAUGCGCAUGGGAAAUCACACGGGCUACAGCGCAAGAUGAGUGGCUUGCUAUCCGCUGCUAUCCGUCAAGGACAGUCGUCUCGACGGCCAAGCGCCUCUUCCUGGCGACCCAGAAGCAGGGAAUCCGACACGGAUACGGCAAGCGAAACGACUGCUCUGCUUGUAGAGAGACGCGCCGAUACUGAGGCCGCUGCAAUGGACCACGAGGAAAUUGACCGUAAAUGGGACGAAGCCGUCGCAGCGGGCCUCAUCCACACGACAUGGCAGCGCGAAGCAAAGGUCAUCGGAAGAUACUCUUUGCCGCUCAUGGUCACUUUCUUGCUGCAGUAUUCCUUGACCGUGGCUAGUAUCUUCACCAUUGGCCACUUGGGCAAGGAAGAGCUUGGAGCUGUCAGUCUCGCGAGUAUGACUGUGACCAUUACUGGAAAUGCCGUGUACUCGGGUCUGUCGACUAGUUUGGAUACACUCUGUGCCCAGGCCUAUGGUUCUGGAAAGAGGAAGUUGGUAGGCCUGCAGAUGCUGCGCAUGGUAUAUUUUCUUUGGGUGAUUACCAUCCCAAUCAUGGUGCUCUGGUACUUCUCGGAGUAUAUCCUUGCCAAGAUCGUACCAGAGAAAGAGGUCGCUGAGAUGGCGGGUUUGUAUCUGAGAGUCGCUCUCUUGGGAACCCCAGCAUUCGCCUGCUUCGAGAGUGGCAAGCGAUAUCUGCAGGCCCAAGGUGUAUUUUCAGCCUCCCUGUACGUGUUGAUUUUCUGCGCACCACUGAAUGCCUUUUUGAACUGGUUCUUAGUCUGGGUAAGUACUUUCCGGCUUUUCGCAACCUUUCCGUCGAGAACAAUAUUGACUGUACAUCAGAAACUUCAAUGGGGGUUUAUUGGAGCUCCGAUUGCCGUCGUAAUCACAGAAAACCUCCUCCCAGUCGGUCUUUUCAUCUAUGUUUAUUUCUUCGUGGGAUCCGAGUGUUGGUGCGGGUUCACCAGACGAGCAUUCCAGAACUGGGGCCCCAUGAUCCGUCUCGCUCUCCCCGGGCUGAUCAUGGUCGAAGCAGAAUGCCUAGCCUUCGAGGUUCUGACGCUGGCAUCGAGCUACCUCGGCACAUCCGAACUCGCAGCACAGUCCAUUCUCGCUACCAUCUCCAGUAUCACAUGGCAGAUUCCCUUCCCCUUGUCUAUUGCGGGUAGCACACGAGUAGCGAAUUUGAUCGGGGCUACCUUGGUGGAUGCCGCCAAGACCUCUGCGAAAGUGAGCUUCUGUGGAGCAGUACUAGUCGGCGCGUUCAACAUGAUUCUUCUCUCGACCUUGCGGUCGUAUAUCCCCAGACUAUUCAGUUCUGACCCCGAAGUCGUCGAAAUCGUGGCACAAGUUCUCCCGCUCUGCGCGGCCUUCCAACUUUUCGAUGCUCUCGCGGCAAACUGCAAUGGUAUUCUCCGUGGUCUGGGUCGCCAGGAGGUGGGCGGCUACAUACAGCUCUUCUGUUACUAUGUGAUUGCCAUGCCUCUUAGCAUGGGAACAACAUUUGCCCUAAACUGGGGUGUCAUGGGCUUAUGGACUGGCGUUGCCCUUGCGCUUGGCCUCGUAUCCAUCAUUGAGGGCAUCUUCAUCAGCCGAGCCAAUUGGAACCGGUCUGUCGAGGAAGCUCUGUCGAGGAACGAGUUGACCUGA